UGAAGAGAAACCGAACCACCCAUGGCCUCCACAGAGCCUGAUCUCUCGCACCAUGGCCCAGAUGACGGGGUGUUGCCGCCGCCCGAUGGCGAGCCGCAGCCCGAUGGCGAGCCGCAGCCCCAUGGCGAGCCGCAUGCCGCGCUGAUCGCCAAGCUCGAAGGGCAGGUCAUGCACGUCCCGGACAUGCUGUCGCUAUUCCCAAAAAGCUGGCCGAGCGGCGGCCGCAACAAGUACUACAAGCGCCUGAAGGCAAGGCUCGACGAGAUUGUUCAAAGCGUCUUUCCCGACGAGGUGGCGCGGGAGCUGGCGCUGAAGAGCGACUUUGCUUUGUUGACAUCCAUCUGGUUCCCCGACGCCGCCUGGGACGACUUCUACACGUGCGGGCUCUUCUCCUUCUGGAUCUUCCACUGCGACGACGCCAUGGACGACCGAGCCGGCGCCGUCUCCCAAGACUUUUCCGCGUCUUGCGAGUACCGCAAGCAGGUCCUCGACUACACGCGGUGCUGUCUGGGGCUAGAUCCCGUGUCACCGCCACAGCCGAGCGGCGGCGCCGCCUCGAGGCUCCUGUCAUGGUUCCAGCCGGCCGUGAAGAAGUGGAACCCUCCGUGCCCGAGCCUGCCGAACAGCGUCUUCCUCGAGUUUGCCGAGAGGGUCCAGCUGACCACCAGCAAAGCCUUCCGCGAGCUGCUCCACAGGGAAAUCGAGAGCUACCUCGACCAUUGCACCACUGAACAGCGCGAGCGCAUGACGGGGGAAAUGCCCGACAGCCUAGAGAGCUACCUGCGCGUUCGACAUCACACAUCCGGCAUUCGCUGCUGCGGCCUCCUCGUCCAACUCGGCCAGGACGUGAGGGUACCAGUCCGGAUGAUGAAGUCGGCCGAGAUGCAGGCGCUGUGGGACGACCUGACGGUGCUCGUUCUCGUCGAGAACGACAUCCUGUCGGCAAAGAAGGAGCUGGCGGCCGGGUGCGUGCACAACGCCAUCCCCGUCCUGUACAGCCAGGGCCAGCCGCUCGACAGCGCGAUCCGCGUGCUGGUGGCCCGGCUGCAAGGCUCUCGCGACGCCUUCGACCGUGCGGCCGACAGCAUGUGCAAGAAGACGGCCGGCGACGCGGGCCAGCAGCGGUGGGCCCGCAAGGAGCUGCUGAGAUACCUCGACGGCCUACGCACCGUUGCCACCGCGUGCAUCGAGUUUUGGUAUAGCUCCUGCUUCUUCAGCUGUUUAUAA
This is a messenger RNA of Lasiosphaeria miniovina, 1227 nucleotides long. RefSeq names its product isoprenoid synthase domain-containing protein. Bases 22 to 1227 code for a protein of 401 amino acids. Lineage: Eukaryota; Fungi; Ascomycota; Sordariomycetes; Sordariales; Lasiosphaeriaceae. The transcript is spliced from 6 exons. The record is from RefSeq and is a predicted model, not a curated record.